Camelina sativa (false flax) is the source of this 2458-nucleotide messenger RNA. The record is from RefSeq and is a predicted model, not a curated record. NCBI's taxonomy places the organism in Eukaryota, Viridiplantae, Streptophyta, Magnoliopsida, Brassicales, Brassicaceae.
AAUUACACCAUCUUUUCUCACAAAACCUUACAAACACAAUCCCACAAUAACCACAAAAACACACACUAAAAGAAAUCACAAACAAAAAAAUUCUAGUUUGCAGCUCCAUAUUUUCGAAAACACUUUAUAAUAAUCUCAUAAAUGGGUCAUGGCACGAACAGAGUAGAAGACAUGUCGUCGCCCAACAAUGGAACCGCCGCAACCGCAACCGCAACCGCAGGAGGAGAAACGAUCGUGGAGAUACACAGCGUUUGUCUGCCGCCUAAGAAAACAGCGUUUCAGAAACUGAAGAAACGCGUUGCGGACGUGUUCUUCCCUGAUGAUCCGUUACAGAGGUUUAGGAACCAAACAUGGAGAAACAGAGUGAUCCUUGGUCUUCAAAGCUUGUUCCCUAUAUUCACAUGGGGUUCUCACUACGAUCUCAAGCUUUUUAGGUCCGACGUUGUCUCUGGUCUCACCAUUGCUAGUCUCGCCAUCCCUCAGGGAAUCAGUUAUGCCAAGCUAGCAAACUUACCACCCAUAGUUGGUCUUUACUCAAGCUUUGUGCCACCGCUUAUAUACGCAGUUCUUGGGAGUUCAAAACAUCUUGCAGUUGGUCCUGUCUCGAUAGCAUCACUUGUGAUGGGAUCAAUGUUAAGUGAAAGUGUUUCUCCAACACAAGACCCCAUUCUUUAUCUACAAUUGGCUUUCACUUCAACUUUCUUUGCUGGUCUCUUCCAAGCCUCCCUUGGUCUUCUUAGGCUGGGAUUUCUGAUUGACUUUUUGUCAAAGGCAACUUUGGUUGGUUUCACUGCUGGUGCUGCAGUGAUUGUGUCACUUCAACAGCUUAAGGGUCUUCUUGGAAUUGUUCACUUCACUGGCAAAAUGCAAUUCAUUCCUGUCAUGUCAUCUGUUUUCAACCACAGAUCUGAAGUAAGUCAACAUCAUUUAAUUGAAGUAAACUAUAAUAAAAGUAAACAACCAAGAUUCUUCUCUUAUAAUAAUGUUACAAUUUUGCAGUGGUCAUGGGAAACUAUUGUGAUGGGGAUGUGUUUCUUGAGCAUUCUCUUAACCACAAGACACAUUAGCAUGAGGAAGCCAAAACUUUUCUGGAUAUCAGCUGCAGCACCUUUGGCAUCAGUUAUUAUAUCAACUCUGGUUGUAUUCCUCAUUCGAUCCAAAACUCACGCCAUCUCUUAUAUUGGACAUCUACCAAAGGGUUUGAAUCCACCUUCAUCAAACAUGUUGUACUUCAGUGGUGCUCAUCUUGCUCUUGCCAUCAAAACCGGCAUCAUUACUGGGAUUCUAUCUCUUACAGAAGGGAUUGCUGUAGGGAGAACUUUUGCAUCUCUAAAGAACUAUCAAGUUAAUGGGAACAAAGAAAUGAUGGCUAUAGGUUUUAUGAACAUGGCUGGUUCCUGCACCUCUUGCUAUGUUACAACAGGGUCUUUCUCUCGAUCUGCGGUGAACUACAAUGCUGGAGCAAAAACAGCGGUGUCUAACAUUGUGAUGGCCUCAGCAGUUCUUGUGACGCUUUUGUUUCUGAUGCCACUCUUCUACUACACUCCUAAUGUGAUCCUAGCUGUUAUCAUCUUAACCGCGGUGAUAGGUCUCAUUGAUUAUCAAGCCGCUUACAAGCUCUGGAAAGUCGACAAAUUCGAUUUCUUCACUUGCAUGUGUUCCUUCUUUGGCGUUCUCUUGGUUUCUGUACCUCUUGGCCUAGCAAUAGCAGUGGGAGUUUCAGUUAUCAAGAUCUUGUUGCACGUAACCAGACCAAACACUUCAGAGUUUGGGAACAUUCCAGGGACUCAGAUAUAUCAGAGUCUUGGAAGAUACAGAGAAGCCUCAAGAAUCCCUGGAUUCCUAAUUCUUGCCGUUGAAUCUCCUAUUUACUUCGCCAAUAGCACUUACUUGCAAGAAAGGAUCUUGAGAUGGACCAGGGAAGAGGAAACUCGGAUAAAGGAGUUCAAUGCUACUACCUUGAAAUGCAUAAUUCUCGAUAUGACAGCUGUGUCGGCGAUAGACACAAGUGGACUUGAAGCUGUGUUUGAACUUAGGAGGAGGCUUGAGAAGCAAUCACUUCAGCUUGUGCUGGUGAAUCCUGUGGGAACCGUGAUGGAAAAGCUACACAAGUCCAAGAUCAUUGAGUCAUUGGGUCUGAGUGGACUUUAUCUAACAGUUGGUGAAGCUGUAGCUGAUCUCUCAUCAACAUGGAAAGCUAAUGGACAACCAUGAGACAAAGCAGUCUCCUAGGAAUUUGAAAACUUCGAACUUUUACUGGAGAAUUUGACAACUUGUCCUGGAAGACUGUUUCUGAAGACGGAGCAGCCUCUUGUGAAACAUUUUUGGUGCUAGCUGUAAACUCGUUGAGGGAGUUUCUGUUUUAAUUGUAGAAUAAAUGUAAUAUCAUCGUUUAACAUAUCGGUAUCAGCUCAUAAUUUGGAUAUAAAUAGCCUAUGCAAAGCAUUGAUCUUGUCAA